UCUUCUCCACCAUAGCAGCCAGUGAAGCACCUUGCGAUCAUAACGAGUUUUCCAUCAUUUUCUCCACCAUAACAACCAGUGAAGCACCUUGCGAUCAUAACCAGCAAUAGCAGCAACACCUGACGCUUCUCCCUACCAGCCUUUUCGGGUCUCUCCUUCAAUUUCAACAUAAUUUAUAUGGGGUGUGAAGGGAUGUCUGAGGAACAUAUUGUUAGAUACCACCAUGGGGUUACACUUGUGAAAGAAGGAAUGCUGCAAUACAAUGGUGGCAAAAUUAAUGCCUUUGGUGUUGACCCUGACAAGCUGUGCUACUGGGACUUGUUGGGAGACAUUCAAGUGUUGGGGUACAAUGUUAGCGCAACCAUUGAUUUGUUUUUUUGUGGAUGACAGUGGAACAUUAAAGCAGAUAUCUGAUGAUACUGGGAUUAGGGGUCUCACUGAACACCUUCACAAGCACCUUACAGUGGAUGUGUAUGUUGAGAAAGCAGGUGGUGGGCAUGUUAAAGAUUUGCCAGAUAUUUUAAGAGCUGAUGUCCAAGAGAAGUGCUUUACAAGUUUAUUAUCUAGAGUCCCGGUUACUGAUUUCGUGAGUGAAAGUGAAAGUGAAGAGCAAAAUUUGGAUAUUGAUCAGGAAGUUGUUCAUGAAAAUAAACAAGCCGCAAGGAGUGAAUGAGGUGAUAAGUAGGGCAACCAGAGUGGUGAUGAUGAUGAAGAAAGACUAAUUCAGGUACCUUAUGCUAAAUGUUGUUCUGCUGAAGAUGCAGAAAGGGAUGAAGCAAGGGAGAAGGUCAUAAAUUAUGUUGAGUUAAAGAAGAACUUCCAAAAUGAUGUCAACAAUGAAGAUGAUGGAGGCCAAGCAGUAAAUGCAGACAAUGAAGUUGGUGCUAGGAGUAACACUAGGAGUAUUUCUGAAUUUGGGAAAGUUGGUGGAUAUGAAAGUGAGUAUAUAUCAUCAUCAGAUCCAGGGAGCUAUGAAGACACAAGUGAAGGAUCAGAUAAGGAAGAUGCACAAAGACAUAGAUCUAGCAGGAGGUUCUUUGAUCCCAAAAUGCCAUUUGAGGAUUUUUUUCCUUGACCUCAGUUUCAAGGAUUUGAAGCUCUUUAAGAAGGAACUAGUGGAGUUUUCAACCAAAAGAGGUUUUGAAUUUACAUACAUCAAGAAUGAUGCAGUGAGGGUUAAAGCUGCAUGUUCUGCCAAAAAUUGCACAUGGUUGAUUCUUUGUUCAUGGUGCAGUGCAAAGAAGUCAUUUACAGUGAAGCACUAUGUCUCUCAGCAUACUUGUCUCCUUGGAGCUACUAGAAAUAGAAGAGUGACAGCUCCAGUUGUGGCUAAGAGGUAUGGAGAAUUGAUCUAUGGGAUGCCAUUUGUUACACCUAGGCAUUUAAGGUCUCUGGUCAGAAAGGAUAUGGGUGUCUUCAUCACCAACAAGGUCUGCAGGAAUGCAAAAGGUUGGUUGUUGAGAGAAUGGAAGAGCAAUUUUGGGAGGAAUUUAGGGUAUUAAAUAAUUUUGCCCUUGAAUUAAAGGCCACACACCCAGGAAGCAAUGUCAUAGUUCUGUCUCAAAGGUUGAAGCAAGAUCAGUUACCCACAUUCCAGAAGAUGUAUAUAUGUCUAACAGCUGCAAGAGAAGGUUUUAUUAGUGGGUGUAGGAAGAUUAUAGGAGUUGAUGGCUGUUUCUUGAAGGGGUUGCUAAAAGGCCAAUUGCUUGUAGUUGUUGGGAGGGAUGGGAACAACCAGAUGUUCCCUAUGGCAUGGGCAGUGGUGCAGACAGAGACAACUGAAUCUUGGACUUGGUUUUUUGAGCAGCUCAAGGAAGACCUCUGCAUUGGAGAUGGACUUGGAUGGGCAUUGAUCAGUUACAUGCAAAAGGGCCUAAUACAUGCAGUUAAUGAUAUGUUCCCUCACAUUGAGCAUAGGAUGUGUGCAAGACACAUCUAUGCAAGAUGGGGGGUAAGAAGCACCAAGGCAAAGAGCUCCAGCUUGGGUUCUGGAAUGUGGCUAGGUCAACCAAUCAACCAGAAAUGCAAAAAAACCUAGAUGUGAUGUCUGCAAUGAAUGGAGGAGAAGAAGCUGUGAAGGAGUUAUUGGAGAACUGGCCCAUCACAGGUUGGUGUGUUGCAUUUUUUUCUGAUAUAGUUAAGUGUGAUACUAUAGACAACAACAUGUGUGAAACAUUCAAUGGAGUGGUGCUAGAUGCUAGGAGUAAACCAAUAAUAACCAUGCUAGAAGACAUUCGACAGUAUGUUAUGACUAGAUUGGCUGUUAAGAGGGAUCAUGUGUUGAAAUGGAAGUGUGAAUGUGGACCAAAUAUAGUUACCAAGCUAGAUAAGGAAAGGAAAAAGUGUGGUAAGUGGCAUGUUGAAUGGAAUGGAGGGUCUAGACAUGAAGUGUACUGGGACAACUUGAUCUUGCAUGUCAGGGAGGCUUAUGUUGUCACAUUGGCAGAGCAUGUGCGCUCUUGUAGGAAAUGGAGUAAAUCUGGCAUUCCUUGUCAGCAUGCAAUUGCUUCCAUUGCUUUCAGUGGGCUAGAACCUUUGGACUUUAUCUCUGAAUAUUUCAGAAAGGAGUACUACUUGAAAGCAUACCAUAAUGUAGUAAACCCAGUGAAAGGCAGAGAAUUUUGGCCAUUAAGUGAGGAAAGAACCCUGCUACCUCCCAUGGUUAGGAGAAUGCCCGGAAGACCUGCUAAGAAGAGGAAGAGAGAACCACUAGAAGAUAAGAACAAGGGCAGAUUAAAGAUUUCAAGGAGGGGAAGAGUAUUUAAGUGCAGCUUAUGUCUUGCAGAAGGGCACAAUAAACUCACUUGCCCACAAAAAAAAUCCACGGGGGGAAGCACUGAACACCCACAGGAUGUAGACAUUUCAUCUGUAGAUACCACUGCCAAUGUUGCAUCUUCUCAGGCAAGCCAUAGAGGGCAUUUUGCAGCAAAGAGAAAGCAACAAAAGACUGCUACUGCUAUUGCACCUAGGCCAAGGAGGAAGAUCACUCCAAAUCCUGCUGCACCUACACAUGGUCUAUCUGAACAGAUAGGACAAGAAUGCCUUUUUAGAACAAAUGGGAAAAAAACAUUAGCUGCCGAAAAUUCUGCUCAGACUAACAUUGUCACAGAUGGUGGAAGAAAUCAAAACAAAGAAUUUGCUCUAAAGGGGAAACAGGAUGCACCCAAGGGAAGCACAUCUACAACUUUACCCCAUCCCACUUCAGGGAACAUUCAAAUUUUGAAGGGAAGAUACAGCGGGGGGUUUAUAAUUGGAAGGUAUAGCAUGAGUGGAAGAGUAAGUGGAAGUCAGAAUUCCACUGCCACUGCAGUUAACACAGCACAAGAAGCUCAGGCAGCCUUGGGAACACAGCAAAGCAUGACAAUUGAUGCUGUUAAAAAAAAUCCGUGAAAUGAAGCAUUAGAACUUUUGGAAUGUGAUGUCCUGUUUUUCUCUUCAUGUUAAAAACUUAAAACUACUUUCUGAUGUAAACACAUGCUGUAAUUUUGGUUCAGUAUGCAACAGUUUUGAUGAACAUUUUGUUGCAUUCCUGAAUGAUUUGUAAU
Messenger RNA from Dioscorea cayenensis subsp. rotundata (Guinea yam), 3545 nucleotides. RefSeq lists its product as uncharacterized. The record is from RefSeq and is a predicted model, not a curated record. The coding region runs from base 1945 to 3390 and encodes 481 amino acids. NCBI's taxonomy places the organism in Eukaryota, Viridiplantae, Streptophyta, Magnoliopsida, Dioscoreales, Dioscoreaceae. Gene Ontology annotation, molecular function: zinc ion binding. The transcript is spliced from 5 exons.